Molecule: messenger RNA, 2091 nt
Organism: Mytilinidion resinicola
Lineage: Eukaryota; Fungi; Ascomycota; Dothideomycetes; Mytilinidiales; Mytilinidiaceae
Product: Bromodomain-containing protein
Exons: 7
Coding region: 1-2091 (696 amino acids)
Biological process (GO): chromatin remodeling
Cellular component (GO): RSC-type complex
Molecular function (GO): protein binding
Source: RefSeq, a predicted model, not a curated record
AUGGACCGCGAAGCCAAGCGCAAGGCAGCGAGCAAUGCGACGCUGGACCACGAGGGUCGCGCAGCCAAACGCCAGAAGUUGCCGGGCGACGCUGACCCCGUCAUCGAGACGGUCGAGACGACGACGACCGUCGGCCUGAAGUUCGUCGACUCGCUGAAGGCCGCAAAGGACAAGACAGGUCGCCCGAUUGCUACCCAUUUCCUUACUCUUCCAGACAAGAAUGUGCUCCCCGUCUACUACGAAGAGAUCCUCCUCCCUGUCGCAAUUGACACCAUUGAAAACAAGCUCAAAGCCGGACAAUACUCCUCCCUCGCUCAGGUCGAAGGCGACCUCAAACGGCUGGUCCACAACGCCAAGACCUUCAAUGACAGGAAAUCUCUCAUCUACGACGAUGCGGAGCGAGUUCGAAAGACGGCAUCGAACUUCAUGGUCAAGCAUAACCCUGCCUACCGGGACCCUGGAUACAUUGCUGUUCCGACGCCGAUACCAGAGCAUUUGGUGAAAGAGAAAGAGAAGGAGAAUGGAGUCACCGGGUCGGCCGUCAAGCCAGCGGCCGGAGUGCACGACAGUGCUGAUCGCUCACGACGUGCAGCGCCUGCUCAACACACCCCAGCACCAAAGAACUUGCGCGCAACUAGCCGGUCUGCUGUUACCGAAGUCGACAAUGCCGAUUAUAACAACAAAUCAUUCCAGCAAGCCCAGGAGCAGAUCGUCGAACAACUAAUACAUUAUACCGAGGCCGACCUCCAGAUAUUCCAACCUUUCAUCAACCUGCCGAAUCGGUCCCUGAAGGAUUAUUACCAAACCAUCAAGACCCCAAUGUCGUUGAUGGGCGUCAAGAAGAAGGUGCAAGGGGUUAGAGGCAGAGAGCCAGCUACAGGUUUCACCGAUUUGAAGAGCUGGAAGGCAUUCGAAGAUGAGAUGAGCCUGAUUUGGCGCAAUGCCAAAGCGUAUAAUGAGGAUGGCAGUGACAUAUUCAACCUGGCUGUUGAGUUCGAGGAAAUUUUUAGACAACGUCUCGCAGAAGCGAAGUCGAAAGUGGAAGAGCCGCCUCAGCCAAAGUUGAAGAUCAACAUGUCCGCGCCAAAACAACAGUCCAUCAAAUUGAGGAUAGGAGGCCUCAAAGGAAGUCCCGCCCCUGGUACCCCAACGCCAGAUACACCAGCCGGCCGCAGUUCAGGUACACCGGGCGUCAUCGUCGAUAGCGGCGCGCUAGAGAGGCAGCGAAGCCACGUCCAAGCCAGCAUGAACGGGCAGAGACCGACUUCUUCCGAGACACCGUCCCAGAUUCAAGGACCUCGCAACCCAUUCGGUGGUGGUAGGUCUGGAUCGGGAUCCAUUCCUCCUCUUAGUGGUGAUGCAAGCUAUGGUGCUGCCGCAUCUCCAGGCUUGAACGGUGUCAAGACAGAAACUUACCAUGCUCAAUCCCCUGCUCUCGAUUCGAUUCGCCUCUCGAGUGCAGCUCCCGAGGUGCAGAACCUACGUCUCGGCGUUCCUGUGCAUACACCGCUGGGCGGCUCAGUGAUGCCACCACCACAACAUAUCACACCACGACCCGCGAGUGGCAGUCCUCUCCCAUACCCACACAUGGGUCAAUCCGUUGGAUACAACCCGCAGAACUACACUACGCAACCACCCCCGGUUUUCGAGAACCACGCACGGGCCGCUGGCAAGGUUGGCUCAGAUGCCCUGCUUCCAUCGAUACAACUAAACACCCACCCGCUUCUCAGCCAGCAUAAGCCGUGGUCCCACUUCAUCCCAGCCUCGCGCGACAGCACACAGCAAUCGCUCACCCUCACCCUCCCCGCCGCGUACCACUAUCUCCAGGUCGUCCCGCACAUUCCCGUCGCUACGACGUCCCGCCUCUACCGCCUCUUCGUCACGGUCAACAAUACCCGCAUGCUGGAAGUCACGCGGCAGGACGGGCAGAAAGAGAAGGGCCGGCCGGUGUUUGAGGCUAAGCUUGUGCAGGGCGUCAAUAGGAUCGAGGUCGAGGCAGUCGCGGAGAAAGAGAAGGAGAAGAAGAGCGAUGGGAAGGGCGAGGUGGAGGGGGAGAAGUGCACGAUUUUUGUGCAUUUGAUGAGACCGUGA